Mycetomoellerius zeteki is the source of this 2259-nucleotide messenger RNA. RefSeq names its product CCR4-NOT transcription complex subunit 10 (gene Not10). Gene Ontology annotation, biological process: negative regulation of translation; mRNA catabolic process. The record is from RefSeq and is a predicted model, not a curated record. Gene Ontology annotation, cellular component: CCR4-NOT complex. Gene Ontology annotation, molecular function: protein binding. NCBI's taxonomy places the organism in Eukaryota, Metazoa, Arthropoda, Insecta, Hymenoptera, Formicidae. The transcript is spliced from 10 exons. Bases 114 to 2189 code for a protein of 691 amino acids.
UGAAGUACUCUGCUCUUUACGUUCGUGAUUGAAUUGGAUUGAAUCAAAAAGUUGUAUAUAUUGAGAAGAAAGUUCACAAUUACAAUUACACAUCGAGACGUAAUCGGUGCAUCAUGAGUGAAAUUUCUGAAUCCCAAAGUAGAGACAGUGUCUCUGCUAUAACUGAGCAAGAGCGCGAGUUGGCUCAAAAUAUACUAUCGGAAUUUCAAAAAGGUGCUUAUGCGUCGUGUUUGUCAUAUUUGAACAAGUUGGAAAGCCUCCGACCUACAGAUCUUAAAGUUACACAUAACAAAGUCGUGGUGGAAUAUUAUAAAAGUGAUUUGAAAAAAACUGAGUUGACACGAAAGAGUUUGAAUGCGAUAUGUGGUCAGAUAUCAACGAUGGAUUCUAACGAGGCUAUCGAUGAUGUUGAGAAGUGUGUUAUGAGAUAUAAUCAAGCUGUUUUAUUGUAUCACACUAAACAAUAUAAUGCUGCGCUUCAAAUCAUGACUAGGCUAUUUGCUUUUAUCGAGCCAAUGGAGGAAACUUUGGCACAUAAAGUUUGUCUGUUAUUGAUUGAGUUAUAUAUAAUAACGGAGCAACCAGAUGCAGCUCUAUCAAUAUUAAAUUAUGUGGAGAGUCAAUUUAUAUCUACUGACAAUUCCAAGAUAUCAUCUUCUAUUGACAAGGAUGGAGUAAUAAAAUCUAUUAAAGAGCAAAGGGAGCAAAAAAAUGAUGGUGAUACAGUAAUAGAUGCAUUCAAAAUUAAACUUUUGAAAUAUAAAACAAGAAUAUACCUUUUGACUCAUCAACUGAAAUUGUGUAAAAAAGAAUGGAAGACACUAGUUUCAUUGGGCAUAGUGAAUGCAUCAACGAUUUUUUUGAAGGCUCAUCUGGAAUAUUUACGAGGAAAUUACGAUAAGGCAAUGCAAUUUUUGAAUACUAAAACGAAAGAAACUUUAGAUUUUAAAUUAUGUGGAGAAUCUUCGGCUGUUUUAUUUUAUAAUAAUAUGGCAUGUUUGCAUCUUGCGAUGGGCAAGCCAACUUUGGCUUGUACUUGUCUCCAGUCAGCUUUGCGUGCAAAUAAACGUGAAUUGGAAAGCAUGCAAGUUAAAGAUGCUGAUCCUUUAUCUUCUCAACCAUUAUACACACUUGGUGGGAAUAAACAUUACGAGUUAAUGUACAGUUUGGGUGUAGUAUUGUUAUAUGCUGGUAAAGCGUCAAAAGCCUUUGAUUGCUUUACAGAAGUAGCACAGAAAAUACACAAUAAUCCUAAACUCUUGCUCAGAAUGGCAGAGUGUUGCAUCUACAGUUAUAAAUAUUCAAAUAAAAUUGAUUUCAAUAUUCCAAAACGGCGUAAAGAUUUGGUGCAGAAAAUUGUAGGUUCUGGUAUCCAUAAAAAAAUUAUAUUAGCCACAUCUCUAUCAAAAGAUAUCAAAUAUCAUUCGGAAGGCCUAUCUUAUGCAAUCCCACAACCAACAUUGGAAUUUGGAUAUUUAUGUCUGAAGAAUGCAUUACUUUUACUACCGAACAAUAAUGAGUCGAGCGUGCCUGGUUCAUUGGCAACAACCAUGGCGAAUUCAGUGUCACUAUCAUUAACAUCUGGUCACAACCUAGGUAUCCAACAUACAACAUUAAUGUCACGAGCUACAGCUAUCGAAUCUUUUAAUUUAAAAAUUAGUGUCUUGGCUGCUAGCGCUUAUGUUUCUUUGUGUCUUGGAGAUUAUAUACUUUCUCUCGAACAUGCAAAAGCUCUAUUAAGUUUCAACAAAUUACCUGGAGCAUAUAAAAUGUUAGGCAACUUAUAUGCUGCUGAAAGUUUGAUAUUCAUGGACAAAAUUAAUGAAGCGCUCGAGUACCUGAAGUUAGAAAAUCUUCAAGAUUUAAAUAUAUUUAUAUCUACCCCAGAAAUUCAGGAGAAAGAUAAAGAAAAAGUGGAAGAAGUUAUGAUAAAGCCUAUAAAAGUAUGGUAUCCUACAACAGUUUCAACAGGCACUGCUAUAAUACGUUAUAACUUGGCUGUGGCUUAUGCUAUACGAGGCGAACUAGAUAAAUCUGGCGAAACUUUGAAACAAAUAUGGACGUCAAAAGAACCAGAUCGUGAUAUACCUAUACAAGUGAUAAUGUUGGCCUUGUAUAUAGAGCUACAAUUAGGUCGUGCUGACAUUUCAAAAUCAAUAAUAAAACAGCAUUGUCCACAAUAUCGUUAACAAUCAAGAGCAAUAUGUCGACUUAGAUCAUAUAAGCACAUAAAUAUUUAAGUUUUUUUUAAUUUAUAGA